Molecule: messenger RNA, 213 nt
Organism: Trypanosoma cruzi
Lineage: Eukaryota; Euglenozoa; Kinetoplastea; Trypanosomatida; Trypanosomatidae
Exons: 1
Coding region: 1-213 (70 amino acids)
Source: RefSeq, a predicted model, not a curated record
AUGAAGAAGAGCAUCUCCCUCAAGGAGUUCUCCACGACACCGACUGUUUCAUACAUGCUAAGUAAAGAUGGUCAUAACAUCGCGGGGGCCCUUGACUGCAACAACGGCAACAACAAUGCUCCGCGCCCUGCUGUUUCUCAGGCGGUGAAGGAGGAGAAGAUGAGACCAGCGUCAAAUGACAGUAGGUCCGACGUUAUGUUUGACAUGGAGUAG